UGGCUGCCCUUUAGGAUUUGUUAAAGAGGAGACCCAGACGGUUUGCUGGAAUUCUGCAAAGUGGAGGGACAGAGAAAGAGGACGCAGAGAGGGCAGCUUUGUGGAUGGACCCAGAGCAGGCCAGAUGGAAACAGAAAAGGCCAGCCAUGAGACGGAAGAAAGUCUGAUAAUAGCUCAACUCAGUACUGUUCACCAUCAAACCGGACCCCUGAUCAACAAGCUACAGAAUGGAAACCAAUUGGCAGAAGUGCCUCCUCAUCAAAUCAAUGGCUCUGACUGGGGCCAUUUCAAACCCAGCGUGGGGAUGAACCCAAUGAAGAGGCAUUACGACAGCUGUCACAGGCCAACUGAAAUGCAGGACCUGUUUGAUCAAAGCUUGCAUGUGACAAAUGGAGACGCAAAACAUGGUUUGAGCGACACGUCAUCGUUUGGGCUUCACCAGUCAAAGAAACUCAGAGGGGAUUUGGAAAUGAAUGGUGAUGAUGAUAAGAUGGUGGAGAACAAUGCAAUUGCUGCAUGGGACAAAGAGGAGGCAUUAGGCAUGGAGAGCAAUCUAGACUGUUUCCAAGAGCUCAUGAAGCCUGCAGACUUUGACUGUGAUGUUUUGCCGAAAGACAAGAAGAACGCUAAUUUCUCCAACGGAGACCUCUUCUCCCAUUCGAGGAGCAAGCAAAUGCCAAUUUCCAAUGGUGCUACAGUGACUGCCUCAUCCAUGGAGGACACACCUGGAGACCUUCUACAGAAAACACUGUCUCAGUAUUACCCAGACAGGGUGUCCAUUGCACCGCAAAGCAGUGUGUCACAAGAGAUGAAGAUCCCAGCCAGUGCAGAGACCUCUCCUGAACCGGCCCCUCAUUCCCCAUCACUUACCUCAGGUUUGCUCAUUUCACCACCAAUAUCUGCCUCGGGACAGCCAGAUGGGACAACCCUGGAAGUGCACAACAAUGACAACUACGACAAUGCACCAUUUGUCAUGAAUGGAUACCAGGGCACGAUUGGAAGAGAACACCAGCAUCAGCCUUACCCGCUCCAGGACGUACCAGCUAAUGAGGUGGAAACGCACACACCAUCCCAGGGGGAAAAUCAUGUCCCCAAGAUGGGCUUACCACCAAGACCUGGUAGCGCCUCCCAAGAUCUCAACUAUGCCCGAUCCUUCUCCGACAGCAUGGAGGCCCAAGAUGUGUAUCCUAAGUCUCAGCGCAGCUUUAGUGAAGAUUCCUACCCACUCAUGAUGGAGCCCAGAGUCCCAGUCCAGACAGAAGAGGCUGGGGGAUUUAGUCCUUUUGCCAGCAUGGCUAUGGAAGGGAUGGCGGAGAGCAAGGUUUCCAGUCUGGGUCACCAGUCUCAAGGGCCCCAGAACAGUCAGCAUGAGGUCAAGUAUGGGGCACAGCAGCAGCUCGACAGACAAGGGCCGGCUGAGAGCAGUGCCCUAGAGGAAACAUCCAGUUCAGCUUUGUCAGACCACCGUGUCCCCCCAAAUUCGAUCACAGAGACUCAGAAUCCCACUGGGAGGCCCCAGCCUCAGGCACUUAUGACGCCAUGUCAGACGCAAGGCACUGAUAUGGAAAACAAAAUGUCUUUUGACGGGACUUCUAGAACGAUGCAACAGAGAGUAGACCCCUAUACACAGGUGGAAUGGAUUGAUCUGAAUUCCACUCCACCAUCACAGCCAGUGUGGAAGGACUACCAGGCACAGCCACAGCAUGAGCGGCAGGCUGGCACUCAGCGGCAGGGGUGCAUCCCAAGCACGAACCCAAUGCAGGGGUUCAACCAGCCUGGCUUCCAGCAGCAGGGUGAGCAGGUGAAGGACACAUAUAGGCCUGAUCCUGGGUAUGAUGGAUCUCAAAAGAAAGUAGUUACUGAUUGGCCACAGCCAGGUUCCACAGCUCCUCCUAGACUGCAUGCUCAGGCACAGAUGCAGGCCAGCGAAAUGGGGCUUGUGUCCCAGCAGCAAACAGACAACCACCUUUGUGCCCAAACACAGCAAGAGCACUUAUGUGAGAACAACCAAGAUGUUGAGCAAAUUCUAUCAUCUGGCUUCCUGCAGCAGCAGCAGCAGCCACCACCGUAUCCUCGGUCAGAGAGCCAGGAGGAAGUCCUCAACCUUCAACCCCCUACCCAAGAUGCACAGCCUGUGAAAAUGUCCAGGCCACAGGAUCCACAUCAGAGACAGCUGGACACCCAGCUCUUGAAUAGGCUUAAGUUGGAGGAGUACAUCAGGUUGGAAAAACAGCUUAAAUCACCCAACUGCCCAUCUAGUCCAGCAGGACUUACCCCCACGAGCAGAAAUGCGCCCAGCUUUUUUGAGCAAUCACUCCCCCCCAAUACACAACCGCUUCAAAAACAGUCUGCCUCAUUUCCGUACAGUCGUGGUGAUACAGACAGGGCAGUAGUCCAGGAGAACUACAAGUUCAGCAACACCAUGCAGCCGCAGUGUUCUCCAACAACCGGAAAUACAAAGCAAUACUCACACUCCCAGCAGCAUCAGAAUCACCCACAGUCACACCUUAUGGAUUACUCGCAUCCACCAGCAACACAGCAGCAACAACAACCUCAAUUUGCACAAGGUGCUCCAAAUCAACAGGUGCCAGGACACACGACCAUACGGACGUUCCCUAAGAUGGAGCCGCAGGAUCACUGUGCACAGUUUCAGCAAGGGCAGUUCCAGAACCACCGGGAUCUCCAGGGGCAUGCUGCACUACGGAUGCACCUGCUGCAGAAGCAGGAGAGGCAGGGCCCCCCACAGAACUUCAAGCACAUCCUGCAGGCUAUCAAGAGCGAGAACGGCCCGCGGUUUGACUGCCCCAUGCCGCCACCACAGGGCAGAGGGAUGGCAGGCCCUGCCAUGCAGGCCAUGGUGAAACAGGAGCCCCGCCAGCUCACCUGCGAGCAGAUGCAAGAAAGCAGCAUCAUCGCCACCAUGGAGCAACGGCUGCGGCAGUACCAGCCAUCCCCACUGUUUGAGAGGAAAGCACUGGUCAUAAAGUCCCCCAAUAAGGUCAAGGUUGAGACGUCAGGCGCUGUGACCAUUCUCUCCACCAAUGCCGACCUGGGCAGGGAGGACUUCGGAGCUGCGGCUCAGAGAAAACAUCCCCCUGAACUGACCCCAACAAAGAAAAUGGAGCCAAGCCUCAACAGCUUUCUCGAGUCUCCAAUGAAACUGCUGGACACUCCCAUCAAAAACCUGCUGGACACUCCUGUGAAGACUCAGUAUGAAAUUCCAUCAUGCCAUUGUGUUGAGCAACUCAGUGAGAAAGAUGAAGGACCCUAUUAUACACACCUGGGAGCAGCACCAACUAUACCCGCUAUUCGUGAGAUGAUGGAAAAUAGGUUUGGGCAAACUGGAAGCGCUAUCAGAAUUGAGAAGGUUGUUUAUACUGGGAAAGAAGGGAAGAGCACACAGGGGUGUCCCAUAGCCAAAUGGGUGAUUCGGCGGAGCAGUGUGGAUGAGAAGCUGCUGGUGGUGGUGCGUGAGCGGUCAGGGCACUCCUGCCAAACCGCCUGCAUCGUGGUGGCCAUCCUCAUCUGGGAGGGCAUACCCAUGAGCCUGGCGGACAAACUCUACAGCGAGCUGAGCGAAACCCUCCAGAAGCACGGCGCCCUCACCAACCGCAGAUGUGCACUGAACGAAGAGAGAACGUGUGCUUGCCAAGGCCUAGACCCAGAGGCUUGCGGGGCCUCCUUCUCUUUUGGCUGCUCCUGGAGCAUGUACUAUAAUGGGUGCAAAUUUGCCAGAAGUAAAAUUCCCAGGAAAUUCAAGCUCCUUGGAGAUGACCCAAAAGAGGAAGAGAGACUAGAACAAAAUCUGCAGAACUUGGCUACUUUAAUGGCACCAACCUACAAACAAAUGGCACCCGAUGCCUAUGGGAACCAGGUGGAGCACGAGCACAGGGCCCCGGACUGCCGUCUGGGGCUAAAAGAAGGACGGCCCUUCUCUGGAGUCACUGCCUGCAUGGACUUCUGCGCUCAUGCACACAGAGACCUGCACAACAUGCCAAGUGGCAGCACUGUGGUAUGUACUCUCACAAGAGAAGACAAUCGUGAAAUUGGAAAGAUCCCGGAGGAUGAACAGCUCCACGUGCUGCCUUUGUACAAAGCCUCUACAACAGAUGAGUUUGGAAGUGUGGAGGCACAGCAGGAGAAGAUGAAAUCAGGUGCUAUCCAGGUGCUCACAACAUUUCGCCGGAAAGUGCGCAUGCUCGCUGAGCCAGCCAAAUCCUGCCGGCAGAGGAAGCUGGAUGCCAAAAGGGCAGCCGCAAACAAAUUAUCCAAUCCAGACACCCCUAACGCCAAGGCAGAGAAGGCCCUGCUGGCUAAACUGAAGCAAAAUGUUGCCGAGAACCCAAACCAGGGCACACCUGCACCAGGUCCUCAUCCCCAGAGCCAGAACCACGUGGCAGGCCCACUGCCUGGUCAUCAACCACACCCUCUCAGCCACUUAAUGGGUCCUCAUCAGCAGCAGCAGCAGCAGCAGCAGCAGCAGAAGCAGCUACAGAGCCAGCCCAACCCUUACCCCAGCUCUCCACAUCUAGCCAGCUACCCAAGGUUUCCCAAUCACACAGACCCAUUCCCAAGCACUUCCCAGCCGCGCUACCCUCAAUCGCCAGCCUCUGGCAGCCCUUAUCCCUCAACUUUGCACGUUUCAAACUCCUAUUUGCCUGGGUCAAAUCCUGCAGGAACGUACCCCGGCUCCCUGAACCCCAAUAACCUUUACUCGGGGUACCAGUGCAAUGGAAGCAUAUCGGUUGAGAACUACCACCCUUAUUAUGCCUCUAAUCCAAAGCAUUUGGACAUGUACCGCCAUCAGAGGCCCCAGCUGUACCCUCAGCAGCAGUACACUCCCCAUCAGCACUAUGGAGUCAACUACCCGAGCCGCUACGGUGAGCAAGGUCUACACGUCAAUGGCUACAGCAACUGUAGUAUAACACCCGGUGUUCAUCCCAUGGGACCAUACUCAACCUACAGCCCCAACGCUGGGCCUGAACCCCACUUCUUGGAGACUAUCUCUCAACCACAGUCAGCACUCCCGGACUAUGCAGCAGCAAGCAAAAGCAGCCCAUUUGGGAGGUACCCCAAUCCUUACCUUGCCCAGAACCCCCAGAUGUUCCAAUCGGUCCACGACUCUUUCCGUAUGCAAAGCAAACCGGAGAUGAACUUGCAUGCUGAAAAUGGGAUUGGCCAGGUGCUUCCACUGCUGGGCAGCGAGUGUCCGCCCCCCACACCACACGGGCACGGUCUGCCCAAUGGAAUCACACCGGGAAGCAACAUAAAACAAGAGCCCGGGGUGCAGGCCCCAGAUCCCAAGGAGAAGGAGGAUGUGUGGUCGGACAAUGAGCACAACUUCCUGGAUCCGGAUAUAGGCGGGGUGGCGGUGGCCCCGAGUCACGGCUCCAUCCUCAUCGAGUGCGCCAAGCGGGAGCUCCACGCCACCACCCCGCUCAAGAACCCCGACAGGACCCACCCCACCCGUAUUUCGCUGGUCUUCUACCAGCACAAGAACAUGAAUGAGGCCAAGCAUGGGCUGGCACUGUGGGAGGCUAAGAUGGCGGAGAAGGCCCGGGAAAAGGAGGAGGACUCAGAGAAGCAUGGCGCCGAGGGCACGCCCAGCAAAAACAAGAAGGUCAAGAGGGAACAUUCAGAGGCACUGGAGUAUGUCGAGCCGCCGUACAAGCGCUUCGUCCAAGCCCUUAAGGAGAGGUCCAUGUCCUGUACCACAAACACUUACGUCAGUACAUCGCCCUAUGCCUUCACCAAGGUAACGGGGCCUUACAGCCACUUCAUUUAGAUUCGUAUUCAGGUUUUAUGGAAACAAGAUGCAGAAGAAAUUCCUACAAACAGGCACUAUAAAUUAGAACCUCAGCACCAUUAGCCACAAGCUGCAUAAAGCUCUUAAUACAGAACGGAGUGGCAGAAUGAGGAACACAUGACCCUAUGUGAUGAAGAAAUGCUGUAGAAUUAAUGGAAAAUGUACAAUUACACCUUCAGCCUGCCACUUGGUGUGUCCCCAAGGCAACAUUAUAUUUAUUUUUCUUCCUUUUUCUUUUCCUUUUUCAAGAUACAUGCUGUACUAAUACUCUGGUGCUUCAUUACCUGUACAUCAGGACUUAUAUUACUGGAAACAAAGUUUCGUUUAGGUGGCUUUAAUUACUUUCUUUUUUUAAAACAGAUGCAUUUAUUUUAAUGAGGAAAUAUUAACUCCAACUGUGGGUUACUUAAUUCAUGGUGCUACAAGCAAAGAGUGUCUUUAAUAUUCCAGUCAAAUGCCUUCAUAUUCUAUGAGCAUCUGUUUGUAUUGAAUAACUUCAUCAACAAAAUGUGACUUUCAUCAACAAAAGCCUUUUAUAACACAGUACUAGUGUUUUUCAAACACUUGCAAGGUGAAUUGUUAUUAUUGCACCUUCAGAUCAGACAAUUAUAUUUUGAUACCAAGAUGCUAGGCAGCAGCACACAUUUACAUUCAUUUUUCACAGACUUUCACUCAGAGGUGAAAAUGCUUUAUAGGUUGUGUACAAGAUAAAAUUAACAACCCAUUUGGUGGCGGUGCAGUUUUGAACAUCACUGGAUGCAAAUAGGAUUUUUACAAACAUUUAUUCUGGUGCUUUGUUCACUUUUGAAAAUAAUCUAGGUAUUUUUAAUGUUGUUUAAGCAGAACUAUUGAGCCAUUAAAAAAAAAGAAAAAAGAUGCAUCUUUUGGAACAGUACCAUUUUUUGACGACCAGCCUGUUUGUUUGGAGAUUCCUUCAUUUCUGUGUAAAGGUGAGAUCAUCGUCCAGCAGGUCCACAGAACAAAUCUGAAUUCUGGGUAUCCAUAUGGUUAUAUGACUGUUGUGAUCAGAAACGUUCUUUGCUACAGGGCGAGGGGACAUAAAACAGGGUUAGCUGUAUGUAUGUGUUGCGGUUUCGGAGGCAGCUGGCUUGCUGUGCGGGGUCUUUAAAUCAUUGUAAUCUAAGUAUAUAAUAAUAAGAGAUUUGUAUAGUAAAUAAAUAAAUAAAAGUUUUGAAUUACGCUUUAGAUUUUAGUACUGUAAAGAUUAGUCAUAUUUCUUUGGGAUUGAGCUGAUUUUUAUUUGAAAUGGUGCUACUCGACCUGCUAUAAUCAUAUAAUGUGAGAAACUUUUUACGGGCAGUGAGAAGGCUAAUGAAUGGUGUACCUACUUGUCAUAUACCUCAGAACUAGUUUGGCAAUAGGAUUAUGUUAAAAAAAGGCAUCUUCAUUAAAGUUAUACAUACCAUCCCUGUCAUAUAACCAUGACUACAGCAACCAAAUCCAUAGACCGCAAGUUUGUUGCUUACUUUUUUCUGACUUUUUUGGUCAGAAAAUUAGAGCUUCAAGGUCUGAUUUCAUUGCAAAAUCAGGGAUCUUUCAUCUUUCUUUGUUAAGCCAACUUUACCUGUGUUCAUUUCACAGUCUCUUUGUUCAGGGAUGUUUCAGUUCUGAAUUCCCAUUAAUUAGUUGUAUAUAGGCCCGACAUAAAAAAAAAAUCUCUGUAAGAGAAAUGACCUGCAGUUAUUUUAGUCUUAUGUUUAGUAGUAUUAACUGUUGAGAAGUCAUUUGGAUGUAUGAUAUGCACUGAGCAGACUAAAGGGAAAAGUGUGGAUUUUGUGAAUUGCAACGAGUUUGCUUUUACUUUAAAAAGAAAUUGAAACAUUUUUAAAAAGGGGGCAGUUAUGAUCGUAGAGGCAUGUUUUGUGCCCGUGUAUAGUGUCAGCAAAAAUUAUUUAUAACCACUAAACGAUUACAUUAUGCUUAUGUAUUUUUCCUCUUCGUUCAAUUCAAUGUGAUAUUUGAUGGGGCAGAAGUUGACAAACCACCCCACUCUAAUAUUUAUAUAAUCCUUUUCUGAAAGCACUUCAUUUCUUUUUUUUCUUUUUUUCAGAAAAGUAUAAAAUGAACUCAAAUAAAAAAUAAUAAAACUUUUAUUUAAGGCAAGUAGAAUAUUGCAAAUGUUUUUUAAAUAAAUUAUGUCACGUUGUAUAUACCAGGAGUUUGUAUUACAGAAGUAUAAAUUGUUUUAUUUCAAAACCCUGCUAUUGUAAUAUGUCAAUAUGUAGACGUUUUGUAGUUGUCAGCCAUACACAGAGCCCCAUGUUUCUAACCAAACUACACAGCCAUUUCUUCUAAACCUAUCCCAAGGAUUUAUCAGACUGUUGACCAUCCUCAAACAAUGCUCAAUGACUUGGACACCACACACAAACCUACGGUCUCACAAACUGUGCUGUUUUACAGUGAUAGGUCACAGAUAGCUAGAUCACUUAUAAAUGUUUUGUAAGGAUAAUGGUUUUGUAAAAUAAGUAAAUGUAAUUUUGUGUGUACAGGACCCAGGUUCAGUAGCAGGUUGUGAUUAUGAAAGGGUUUGUAGUAGGACAUAGCAGGUGACAAGCAUAGCCAUACUUGAAGAUGCUUCAGAGUGUUCUGAGUGGAGUCAACAUUACUUGAAUGACUUUGAGCUUGACUAACGCACAGGGGGUGCCCACAGUUCUUACAUUAAGCUAGCAGUUAAUGUACACAUGUGUUGGUAUUUAGCAGUUAGACACUAAAGGUAUAAGAUUUGUGUUAUUUCCUGCUUUUGUCUUCAUUUUUUACCGCCUCCCUCGUUCCCUUGUUUGGUAUGCUUACAAAAAAAAGAAGAAAAAAAAGAUGGAAAAUGGAGAUAAGAAUGGCUCUAAAUACUGUAAGUAUUGUAAUGUACUGAAUGCAGUUUAUUUGAAAGCUGUUUAUUAUAUCAUUCCUGAUAUUGCUGAGAUGUGGGUGUUUUUAAUAAAAUUUAUAUUUAUUUAAAGCA
Molecule: messenger RNA, 8783 nt
Organism: Conger conger (European conger)
Lineage: Eukaryota; Metazoa; Chordata; Actinopteri; Anguilliformes; Congridae
Gene: tet2
Product: tet methylcytosine dioxygenase 2
Exons: 10
Coding region: 125-5785 (1886 amino acids)
Biological process (GO): oxidative demethylation; myeloid cell differentiation; positive regulation of transcription by RNA polymerase II
Cellular component (GO): nucleus
Molecular function (GO): DNA 5-methylcytosine dioxygenase activity
Source: RefSeq, a predicted model, not a curated record